Molecule: messenger RNA, 2764 nt
Organism: Pseudo-nitzschia multistriata
Lineage: Eukaryota; Bacillariophyta; Bacillariophyceae; Bacillariales; Bacillariaceae
Source: the annotation of a GenBank genome assembly
CAACACUGACACGGAGUAACAAAUACUAUUACAUUCCAACGGAUAAAUUUCGUCUACUAUGAUUUCAGACGCAAUGAAAAAGGAAAAAUUACCCGGGAAAGAAGGAAAAGAAAAUGCAGCCGCCAAGAGCAAGCGCCGAAUUUGGGGAGAGGCGAGGAAGGAAAUGAUUCCUUUGUCGGUGGGAGCAAUUGCUCUUGUCGCCUCGUCGUCUGUCAACCAAGGUAUGUCGUACUCAUCGGAUGGUAAAAGUACCUUGAUGGUUGUCGUACUCAUCGGAUGGUAAAAGUACCUUGAUGGUUGCUUCCAUUCAUUGCUACGAUUUAUCGACCACUUAGAGAAGAAAGUGUCACCAGUCACUAGAAUCGGACUCACUUGCGAUUUGUCACAUGUUUCUCUUCGCACUCUGCUCAUUUACGGACAAAUUACGCAAUCAAUAACGUUCGCAGCUGUCCCUCGUUUGAUGGGAGUCCUCAUGGAUCCCUCGAAACCGAAAUCUGCCAACACUUCGGAACGAAAAUUCAUCUCACAGAUUUUGUGGUUGAGCUUGGCGGGUGGCACAGCUAGCUUCAUCCGAGUGAGUAUCGUGGUCCAACCGCACUGCAGAAUGAUUUGUUCAGACCACCAUUCAGCCCGGAGCUAAUACGAACACGAACCACUUUAUAAUCAUUUUUCUCAUGGUAAUCGUUUAUUUGUGCUUGCAUUGUAUCUCCUAGACAUGGUUGAUGAAUCGAGCCCAAGACUCGAUUGCUGCCCGGCUUCGAAAGGAAGUUUUCGAGAGUCUACUUACCAAGCGCGAGUUGGAAUGGUUUCAGCACACCCAGAUCGAGUCGAGAACGGAAAACAUUGGAAAGGAAAUCGAAAGAACCAAGAGCGAUGUGUCGACCGCUGCUAGCGACCAAGAAGCAACGAAGGACAAACGACAAAAACGUAGAACGGAAUCUUUAUCUCCUAGCACGGGUGUGACACCAGCUGCAGUGGGUGUCAUCAUGAAAGAUGAUGUCGAUGUGGUCGCAAACACGGUGACAAACACUCUUGCGAACUUACUGCGAUCGCUCAGUUCUUGUGUUUUUGGAACCUACAACAUGCUUUGCAUCAACCCGCAGCUCGUGGGACUGUCGAUAGGGGUCGCUCCGGUAGUUGGAACGCUUGCUUGGAUGACGAGAACCUACCUGAAAAAAAUUGUAGCAAUWCAGCAGCAAGCAGCAAUCAAGUCGGCCUCUUUUGUUGAGGAACGCCUGAAUCACAUUACUAUGGUGAAAACUUCGAACCGAGAACACGACGAGGUUGAAAAAUUCAAUGAAAUCCAAGACGAAUGCGUCACACUCGGAGGAAAGGCUGCAUUGGCAUCGGGUUUGUCCAUGGGUAUCAUGUUUGGCUUGAGCAGCACUGCUUUCUGUGGAAUUUUGUUGGCAGGAAGGAGAGCCGUCAAAGCGGACAAAAUGACCUCGGGUGAACUCACAAGCUUUGGAACCUAUUCUUUCAUGUUGGCAUUGGGAUCGGCUGGCGUCGUCCGCGCCCUCGGAGAAUAUAGCAAGGGCAUGCAGUGUGCGACUCGACUUUACAAAUUGAUCGACGGCGACAAUGACGAAGGACAAAAAUCUAUGGAUCAAGGAAUAGAUGGCAGCCGUCCACUCGUUAAUACCGAUCUUGUUCAAAAAUUAUCGAUUGAGAAUGUAAACUUUUCAUUCAAAGCAGACCCUUCAAAAAUGGUUCUCAAAGACUUAUCCUUCAGUAUCUCACGUGGUGAAGUGGUAGCCAUAGUUGGAGAAAAUGGAAGCGGAAAAUCAACAACAGCUUCGAUCAUAGCUGGUAUUUAUCCUCCUCAAUCUGGCCAGAUCGCUCUGUAUGAUACCAAAGCUACCACCGCAGAGCCACUGAACUGCAUCACCGAUCUCGAACGCAGAGACCGAGCCAGCCUUGUCCAAGUAGUUCCGCAAGCUCCUGCGCUUUUCGAUAUGACGAUCCUAGAUAAUGUGCGCUAUAGCCGUCCCGAUGCGUCGGAAGAAGACGUGCGCACGGCAAUGGAUAGUGCCCACUGCGAUUUUGUGUCGAACCUUGAUGGUGGCCUGGAUUAUCAGGUCGGAAGGAACGGCAUUCGCUUGAGUGGGGGCCAGCGCCAACGAAUAGGCCUGGCCCGGGCGUUCUUGGCGAACCCGGUCUUUUUGGUCCUCGACGAGCCAUCGUCUGCUAUGGAUGCCGAGGGUGAGGCAUCUCUAUCGGAUACCAUGGCAGCCUGUAAGUCAUCGAAUCGAGGAUUGCUGAUAAUCACCCAUCGUGCCAAGACUCUGGAACUGGCGGAUCGUAUUCUUGUGCUGAAGGAUGGUCAAGUAGUAGAGGAAGGAAAACUUGGAGCGCUCAAGAAACGCAAGAAUGGCGAAUUGGUUGCCCUAAUGUCUGAUCUAGUUUAGUAAUCUGUAGAACGGAACAAAAAACAUUGCUUCAGAUCUUGCCCCAGUACUAUCGAUUGAUUAUCGAGAAAAUUCCAUUCUACAUGUACUCCGGUUUGUUUUAAAUUUCUCUCCAGCAGUGAAAGAGAAAUAGCCCAUCAAAAUCAGAAUGAACAAUACUCUGGCAUGCCCGACCGACAAAUUCAAUCAAAAUAACUAGUACUAGUACUACCGUACUGCUUAAUUUUUAUUUCUGCUUGAACUUCAGAGGAGCAUCUACUUAUAGCAAAAGCUUGGGCAAGGGAAAGCAAUGACCGAACUAGGCUAUAGAUAUGAGAAUUAUUGCCUCUCCUACCUGUAAGCUAGAGCUAUUAAUG